ACUAGGUUAUCAUAUUGCUGCAGAGGUGCAGAAGAGUAGUGAACCGACGUCCGGUGAAGUGGAACUUACACUUUACUUACACGUCUAGUCAUAUACAGAUCUACCACUUUACUACCAUGUACAAAAAGGUAUUUGUGGCGAUGAUUGUACUUUACAUUGCCGGUAAAACGAAUACAAAGAAUUAUCUAACAACACCUGAUUUAUACAGAUACUCAAUCAAGCAAUUUUUCAAAACCUCUGAACGCAUAUGGAUGUGCCGGGCCUCUAAACGAACCGCCAUUCGCUACCAGUAUGAUCAAACGGUCAGUAUAGACGCAGUGUCCAUAAUUUUCAACAGAACUUUCUGGAGCCAAGGACGAAGGCAUAGCAUUCAGCUUCAAGGACAAUUCAACCCACGACGCAAAGACCGCAUGGAUGUCAGUUCCCGAGGCAUACCAGCUGUUCUUCGGGAAACUAUGAUUUAUGAGGCCCCAAAUUCUUCAUGCGCCAUUGUGAAGCUCCGGCCAAAUAUACGAGGUGCAGCGUCUUAUUACGAGCUUCGAGUGAAAAACACUUGUAAUCGAGCUUUGAUUCACAGGCAGUGUUUGAGACACUAUCGUAACCUCACUGAUCAAGAAAAACAAGUUCAUGAGCCAGAGAGACAGCAUCUUGUUGACUCACGUGAGUGAACGUACGAUGCACUCGGAUGAAGUAUCUAUUUCUAGCAACCUGACAACGUUUAGCCCUUUCAAUGGUGUUGAGCAUUGCUGAUAUUACACAAGAUUAACGUUCUCUGCCAGUAAAUAAAAGAGGCUGAAGUUAUGCUCUUCAUUUCUGCAAGUUGUGUUCAAAGCAUUCAAUUGUAAUAAACACGGUCAUGCACAA
Messenger RNA from Rhipicephalus microplus (southern cattle tick), 864 nucleotides. RefSeq lists its product as uncharacterized. The record is from RefSeq and is a predicted model, not a curated record. NCBI's taxonomy places the organism in Eukaryota, Metazoa, Arthropoda, Arachnida, Ixodida, Ixodidae.